Rubroshorea leprosula is the source of this 3068-nucleotide messenger RNA. The record is from the annotation of a GenBank genome assembly. NCBI's taxonomy places the organism in Eukaryota, Viridiplantae, Streptophyta, Magnoliopsida, Malvales, Dipterocarpaceae.
AUGCCCCGCGUAGCGGGCGCCCUCUACUUGUUUUAUCGUAAUACAGGCUAAGGCUGAACAUUGCAGGCCUGGACCUGAGCCCGAUUAGCCCAAAAAAAAAAGGAGCUUGGGCGAGCAAUGAAUCUCCUCCUCAGGCGCUAAGCGAUGGCGCCUGACUUUUUGAUGGGUCAAGACCCGCAGAUGCAUCUCUCAAGCGGUGGCACAAAAUGAAAAUUAAAAAUCAGUCUUUAGGACACAGCUUAGCAUCUGGUGGCAACCUGAUCCCUUCAACGCCCGAAGGAACCGUGAAAAACCCGAGCCUGGCAGCAAUGCCUACCUCCUCUGCCGUUGCUACGCUCGCCGAUGACGUCAAUCACCUGCCGCCUCCAGAAACGGAGCAACAAGGUUCCGAUUCCGAUACAGGAAACGUCGAUGAUGAUGGUGAAGAAGAGGAGAGAGCGGAGGUCGAAGAGGACGAUGAAGAAGUGGAUUUGCCUGGUUCUUCACAUGGAAGCGUCCUCUGUUUUGUAGAUGUAAGUACUGACAUUUUGGAGUCCAGUGGGAAAGGCAUAAAGCUGGGAUCUGGUUAUUCUACUCAGGAAAAAUGUGGAAUGGUGUUACCAUCUAGUAAACUUUCUAUGGGAGACAAUAGUUGCAAUUCCAAAUUAUCUGGUCCUGCAAAUGAACCUUUGAGAACAGAAAAGGAGUAUCGAGGCAUGAAGUUUGAGGUUUCCAUGCAUCCAAUAUCUGCAGUCAGUGAGAAGGAUGCUGGACUGAAUGCUGAUGGCAAGGUUCAUUUGUGUGUUGGUGAUAGUGCCACCAAUUCAUCUAGUGUUACUGGGAAAGAGGUGAUUCCUUCAAUCCCAAUAAGAUGUCAUUCUGGAGAAGUGGUUAAUAGUAUUCCACGUUUUGGGCAAGAAAUUCAGCAAAUUGACAUACAGUCAGUAGAGGAUAGAAAGAGAACGUCAUCAAGGUCUGCUGCUUCUGAUAUGAGGACAGAAGUUAUGUCCCCAGGUGUUGAUUUUAACAAUGAGAACAAACGCCCAGCGAUUAUCUGUGGCUUCUUUGCUAGAGGAUGGUGCAUCAAAGGAAGUUUGUGUAGGUUUCUUCAUGUAAGAGAUAACAUAAAUGUUGCUGACCAACAGACUGAGGGGGGUGCCACCAUUGCUGAUAGGCAACAGGUUCUCCAGCUUGAUGAAGGAUUGAGAAAUGCUACUGAAAGAUCAAAGGCUGCUGCUUCUUCCAAUGCACUGCCUUCAUCAGUUGGAUACAAGUCUCAAUUUCCUUCUCAUAUUUCUUCAGAAGGAAUCCUGCCAUGGAAGCAUGAUGAAAGCCAAAGGUUGCAUUCAUUUCCUGAAGAUAACAAGUUCUCCUCACUCCAGAGAGAGGAUAUAUCUAUGGCUACUUCCCCUUCCUUCAAGCAAUAUUCUUCAUCCAAAGAUGAUCCUGAGUCAUUUAGGGAUGCAAGGAAAGAGAGUGAAGGUCAGAAUUUGCCUGCUGACGAUUACAUGAAAUCUUCUUCACAUGUUAAUGUUGGAAGUUCCCCGGUGUUCAGGAGCAUCUUUCUAUCUGAAUUUAGAUCUUCAUCAAAUGGCCCAGUUACAUCUUCAGGAGAUUGCCAGAGUCAGAAUCAGUCCUCUAACAUAAGCAGUCUGGAGGAACUGACUUCUAGAAUUUAUCAUAGACUUAAUUCUCAUUCUUCACUAGGUUUGAGCCAUUUCCCAACCCCAAACUUUAGCAAUUCUUUUCCAGCAAUUGGCAUUUCACCAUCUUAUCGUGCGUCUACUUGGAUAGGAUCAUCUCCUUUUCAUUCUUUCACUUUGAGUUCUAAACCUGAAAAUCUUGCUCUGACUAUCUUGGCUGGGCAUCCAUUGCAGUCUGCUGAUUAUAAAGCAAAAAUUUCUUCUGAUGAUUGGAAACCAUCAGUACCAUUUCGACCAACCUUUUUCAUUAUCCCUAGCACAUCAUCUCCCCAAAGUCAGUAUGAUCCUCUUCAGGAUAGCAUUGACUCGCCAAACUUUGGAGAUAGAGAUUACAAGUUUUCCUUCUCUGCUCCUGGUGUUUCUGUAUUGAAUGCAACAUAUCAGCUGACAUAUAGUGAUUCUACAUCAACUAGGACACCAGGCCGUGAGUGCAAUGGUGAUAAAAGUACUCGAUCUAAUAGAAUCCAAGAAGGUGUUUUGGACAGUAAUCGCCACACAUCUGGAAAGGGUUCACUUGCAACCGAAGCAAAAACAGAAGGAACUUCUGUGGUUGACAUGCAAAUUGGGAAAUUAGUCAAAGAAGAGAUUUCUUCUGAUGCCUCUCAUGUCAAAGGCAUUUCAAAGACAAACAAAGUUGAUAUGGAUUUGGAUGAUAGAUAUCAAAGUGAUUGUUCUAGACACAGAAAAGACAUAAAAGUAGAUAGCUCUGUAAAAAACAAUGAAACAGACAUUGAGCAGAAGUUAGAUGGGAAUGUGCUGAAAGAAUCAAAAGCAGCAAGAUUUUUCCGUGUUGCUCUCAUAGAUGUUGUGAAAGGAAUGUUGAAGCCAACCUGGCAUGAGGGUCAUUUAAGCAAAGAUGCUCAUAACACAAUAGUAAAAAAAGCAGUUGACAAGGUUCUUAGCAGUUUGCGGCCUCACCAAAUUCCAGUUACAACGGAAUCUGCCAAGCAAUACCUGUCUCUGUCCCAACCAAAAAUUGCCAAGCUAGUCAAGGGGUAUAUUGAAAGAUAUGGCAAAUCUUGAGAUGCGAGGGAGAAAGCUUCUUCAAUUUGUAAAGUUUUCUGCAAAUAUUAAUAUAAACCACAUUUGUACGAUUCUGUGAGUAUGAUCUGUUGUUUAGGCCCCAUAAACUUUUGGGAUUUCAGCUCCUGGAUCAAUUUUGGUUAUAGCUGAGCAGUUUUGUGAACAUUUUUGCACUUUGUUUUUUAGUUUUGUUUAAUCAUCGUUUCUGCAUAUCUUCAUCUGUUAGUUUUGCCUUUAGGUUUCCUUUGUGCAUGAAUGGUGUGUGCUUGUUUGUUUUGUCUGUCAUUGUCAUUGCUGUACAUGGUUUUGUUGAUUGAUGAGGAGUACUUGUCUACUCUUAUAGAAUCAACUAUUAAUUAAUAC